CGUAACCUACCAUCAGAGGAAUUAAAACACAAAAAUAAAAUUAACUCAACAUUUUUAUCACCCUUGACGAGAAUAAAAAUAAUAAUAACCCGAGAACAACUGCACGAUGACGACAUCAUCGAGUGCACCUUUCCGAAUAAAUUGCAGUGACUGAUUCACCUCGAUGUACUUUACAAUCGGAUUGACGACAAAAAGCCCAAAACAUUGAAUUGGUUAAAAAAAAUUGAAAUAGUGAAAAGAAAUACGAAAUGGCGUAUCGCGGGGUAAAGGGCUCCGAUCCAUUUGUUUCGAAAACCUCGAGGAAUGAGCGUUUUGCCCAAAUGUCAAAGCAGGAGCAAAUAAUACAGCAGAAGAAAAUGGAAAUACAGGCGAAAAUGCAGGAGAUGAAGAGCAAACAAGCCAGUGAGAGUGUGAAAAAAAGUUCAGGGAACAGUGGAAAUAGUACGGGGAAAAAUAAUUCUGCAGUCAAGAAAGAGGACGAGAAACCGGUGCCCCAGCCCACCGUCAAUUUAUUUGCCAACGACGGCAGUUUCCUAGACCAAUUCAAGAAAAUAGCGCAUAAAGCCCCAGUAAAGCCAGAGGUACCCCAGAAGCCCGAGGAGAAACGAGAAGAGAGACCAGAGCGUUCAGAUCGAAGUGAUCGUCCAGAGAGAGUCGAAAGAACGUACGAGUCUCGAGAGAGACGAUGGAAUGGCGAGAAAAAUCGCGACUGGGAGAGACGAGAGAGACGUAGGAAUGAGACACGAUGGGGCAGAAGUUCGGAGCGUCGAAGAAGUUCCUCUUCAAGUCCAUCGCCCCCCAGACAUCGUUCCUCACCCUCUCCCGAUGCCAGAAAACCCGUUUACCACCAGGUGAACGGACCUCGUCCUCAGUUCCCUCCCCAAUGCCUCCAGAAUCCCCAGACCACUGCCAUUCCUCCUCUGGUGCCUCCUCCAAUGAUACAAAUGACGAAAGUACCACCACCUACCCUGAGAACCAUCAAUCCUCCUGUUAAUGUCCCUACAGCUCCUCUAGUUCAAAUGGAAACUCCCAGGAUGUCCCUUCCUCCUCCCCACAUGAUCAGACCACCACCACCAACCAUCAGACUGCCCCCAGCUGUUCCAAACACAACUGUUCCACCUCCCAGUAUUCCCAUGCAAAAUCUCACACAAGUUCCACCGACUCCUCAUCCCCUGGUUCCCCAGAACUGCGGAGGAAUGAGCAAUCUGGCGAUGCAGGGCAGCAUCCCCACCAAUAUCCCACCUAAUAUCCCCCCAAAUAUUCCAACGAAUGUUCCACCUCCGGCACUUCUUCCACCGAUGACCCAGAUGCCGCCAAAUAUGGUCGGAAUAAAUCCCCUGGUAACCACAUCAGGUGCCAUCGGUGUGGGAAAUGUUCAGACUGUUCCUAAUGUUCCUCCACCAUCUGUUCUACCACCCAUCAUCAUCUCUGGACCACCACCAGUCCAUGGUGUUGGUGGAAUCAAUUCUGUUCCAACGGUACCACCACCGAAUCUUAAUAUUCCACCGCCUAGUGUGCCACCUGGAAUUAUUCCAGGAAAUACAGGUGCAGGGUGCAUCCUGGGGCCCAGAUUCCCAGUGGCAAAUGUCCAGGUGCCACCGCCGGUCAGACCACCGGGCUCCAGCAUUGCUCCUGAUACGGCUCGUAACUGUCCGGUGGAAGCUGAGCAAUUGGCUAGAAUAGUCGCUGACUGUGGUGAUGCUAUUGAGCAAGAAGUACGCGAGAAGAAUGCCCAAGAUCCUAAGCUAUGGUUUCUGCACCAAAAGCAAAGUGCAGCGUAUCUGCAGUACAGGGGAUUGGUGGCCAAAUUUCGUGGUGAAAAGGCUGAUAAAAAUGGGAGUAAGAAGGGCACUGGAGCUGAGCCGUACUGCCCAGAAGAGGCUCUCAGCGACAAUGACGAUGUCGAUAAAACGACUAACAGACCGUCAUCACAAAGUGAUAUGUCAAAAGAAGAAAGUAGGGAGGAACGAAAAAGAAAGCGACGAAGUCGCUGGAGUGGUCCAGAAAAUACCAUUCCUAUUCCUGGAGUGACAGUACCACCAAUUACUACUGGUGUACCUCUGACAAUACCGAUACGUCCACCAGGACUGGCUUUACUCGGCCAGGGGCUGUCCGUUAUGCCACCAAAAACCGAGAACACCAAAGGAAAAAAUCCUAUGCUCACAAAAGUCUGUAGAAAUGAUCCUGCUCUGAUCCAGUAUGCCAGACAGACAUUUGGCACGCUGGACCUCAGCGAGGAGCAGUGGAAAAAAGCUGAGGAUCAUUACAAGAUCAAUCUCCUGUAUCAGAAUCUACUGAAAAAACGUGAAGAAGUGAAACGUUUAGAGUCCCAGGGAAAACAUAAAUACGAAUACGACAGUGAUGAAGAGACUGAAGGUGGAACAUGGGAGCAUAAAAUAAGAUCAGCAGAGAUGGAGGCGACGCAAAUAUGGGCUGACGAAUUGACAGCUCAAGCCGAGGGUAAACAUCAUAUUGGUGAUUUUUUGCCACCUGAUGAGCUCAAGAAAUUUAUGGAACAGUACAGUGCCCUCAAGCAGGGAAAGGAGCCUGACCUCAGUGAUUACAAGGAGUACAAACUUAAAGAGGAUAAUAUAGGUUUCCAGAUGCUACAGAAAUUGGGCUGGAGUGAGGGCCAGGGGUUGGGCAGUGAAGGGAGUGGACGAGUCGAACCAGUGAACAAGGCGACUAGCAGACUUGACAGCGCUGGACUAGGGUCCGAGAGACCCGAUAACAUAUCACGGGAUGACGACGAAUUUGAUGCAUACCGAAAGAGGAUGAUGCUCGCAUAUCGAUUUAGACCGAAUCCUUUGAAUAAUCCACGAAGGCCUUACUACUGAUGCAGCUAAUCAUCAAAUGGUCGUGAAAUUUUGUAUAUUAAAUUCUUCAGCGGUAUCAAAUUUUCUAUCAAAGAAUCUAAGUGAGACAAUGCUAUUUUCUAUAUAUCGCAUAAUUGAAGUAUGUUUAUUUUAAAGAAUUAUAUCUGAUUAUGUAUAUUGUUGCUGGCACGUCCGUUGUCCAAUACAUAAAUUUGUUUAUAAA
This is a messenger RNA of Fopius arisanus, 3039 nucleotides long. Its product is annotated as arginine-glutamic acid dipeptide repeats protein. Gene Ontology annotation, cellular component: nucleoplasm. The transcript is spliced from 9 exons. Gene Ontology annotation, biological process: RNA processing. The coding region runs from base 249 to 2837 and encodes 862 amino acids. The record is from RefSeq and is a predicted model, not a curated record. Gene Ontology annotation, molecular function: RNA binding. NCBI's taxonomy places the organism in Eukaryota, Metazoa, Arthropoda, Insecta, Hymenoptera, Braconidae.